AUGGUGACGGAGUUAUAUACAUUAUCUACAGCUGAGCCGUCCAUUGUUAUGCUUGGCUACUGGAAGGCACAUCGUACACUUAUAAAGGCGCGGGAGUAUGUUAGGGGUACACCUGAAAGUGGAUACGCUGAAUUACCGGCAUAUUUAUACAGGCUGAGGUCCUCUAAUCCGGGGACCCUUACUAGACUGGUCGUUGAUGCAGAAGACAGAUUCAAGUAUGUUUUCAUUGCGAUUGCUGGAUGCAUUAAGGGUUUCAGGUAUAUGCGGAAAGUUGUAGUUGUAGAUGGAACCUUUUUGAAAGGUGAAUUCAAAGGGACUCUUCUGAUAGCGACAACACAAGAUGGGAAUUUUAAUAUUUUCCCUCUGGCGUAUGCGGUUGUUGAUACAGAGAACGACGUGUCGUGGGAAUGGUUCUUUACUCAAUUAAGUAGUGUAAUUCCUGAUGAUGAAGAGCUUGCACUGAUAUCUGACCGGCAUAAAUCUAUUGGUAAAGCUAUCGCUAAAGUGUACCCCCUGGCAAGUCGAGGAAUCUGCACUUAUCAUCUUCACAAGAAUAUUAUCCUGAGAUUUAGUGGGAGCGAAACAUUCCGGCUGGUAAAAAAAGCAGCUGCAGCGUACCGUGUAGUUGAUUUCGAAGAAAUCUUCCAGCAAAUUCAAGAAGCGAAUCCGCAACUGCAUGCUUACUUGGUUCGUGCAGAUGUAACCAAGUGGAGCAGGGCGCACUUUCCUGGUGAUAGGUACAACUUCACCACGAGCAACAUUGCAGAAUCGCUAAACAAAGUACUGAAUCCUGCCAGAGCCUAUCCCAUUGUAGAGUUACUAGAAGCUGUUCGGAAUAUGUUGACACGUUGGUUUGCUACAAGGAGAAAACAAGCUGCCGCAAUGCCAACUUUACUCACCAAAGGAGUGGAGAACCUGUUACAGGCACGUAUUGAACAGUCAAGGCGUCUAAAGGUUCAAGAAAUUGAUGAAGAUCGAUUUGAAGUAAGUGGUGGUAACUCAACGCAUGUUGUCAAUCUGAGGUAUAAGAGGUGUUCAUGUAGGCGUUUUGAUCUAGAGAGGAUGCCAUGCGUACAUGCUAUCGCAGCCGCAUAUACGGCCAACGUAUCAGUUAUAAACCAGCACCAUCCAUACUUCCGCAGAGACAGCCUCUGCAGUGGGUAUGCGGAGGCGAUAAUGCCGAUAGAUACAUCCUGCAUCGUUCCUACUGAUAUUACACCGUCCAGAUGUAAACCGCCUUUUGUUAGGAAUCCUCCAGGAAGGCCAAAGAUGACGAGGAGGAAGUCUUUUGUCGAGGUUGCGUUGGAGACGAAGCGGCCCCGCAAACAGCAUGCUUGUUCUCAGUGUCAACAGGUUGGCCACAACCGUACAACAUGUCCAGCUAAUACGUAG
Messenger RNA from Camelina sativa (false flax), 1392 nucleotides. RefSeq names its product protein FAR1-RELATED SEQUENCE 6-like. The record is from RefSeq and is a predicted model, not a curated record. NCBI's taxonomy places the organism in Eukaryota, Viridiplantae, Streptophyta, Magnoliopsida, Brassicales, Brassicaceae.